ACCAAUAGUGGGGAUGUAAUUGCAAAAUCAGAAGUACUGUUAGCGGUACCCGCGGAGAAUUGAAAAUUGGAACAAGAAAUUAUUUGGUUUCGCCGUGUUCCAUCAUCAUCACCAUUGAUUGAAGCGUAGUGGAAGCCAUAAGAGUUGAGGUUGAAGAUGAAAACCCCUAUUUCUGGUUUCUACAGAAACCCCGUCAAGUUCAGAAUGCCAACUUCGGAAAAUCUCGUUCCCGUUCGACUCGACAUCGAAAUCGACGGACAUAGAUACAAAGAUGCCUUCACAUGGAACCCUUCUGAUCCGGAUUCUGAGGUUGUGGUGUUUGCGAAAAGGACUGUGAAGGAUUUGAAGCUGCCUCCACCUUUUGUUACUCAGAUUGCUCAGUCUAUUCAAUCGCAGUUAGCAGAGUUUCGAUCCUAUGAGGGUCAAGAUAUGUAUGCCGGAGAGAAGAUUAUUCCCAUUAAGCUUGAUCUUCGUGUAAAUCAUACGCUUGUAAAGGACCAAUUUUUAUGGGACUUGAACAACUUCGAUAGUGAUCCUGAAGAGUUUGCAAGGACCUUCUGCAGAGACAUGGGCAUUGAGGAUCCUGAGGUUGGACCAGCUGUCGCCUUUGCCAUCAGAGAACAGCUUUACGAGAUUGCAAUUCAAAGCGUGGUUUCAGCAAGAGAAAGCAGACUAAGCAAGAAGGGUCGUCGAGGGGCUGAUUUUACUCCAGUCAGUAAAGGAGGCGCCGUAGCAGUGGACUUGGUUAAGUUAUUUGGUAUUAAAUCAAGUGUUGUUCGGAAAAGAAAGGAGUGGGACGUAUAUGAACCCAUUGUGGAUCUUCUAUCCAACGAAGAAGUUGAUGUCCUUGAAGCAAAGGAAGAGAGAAAUUUCAGGUGAAUUGGCUCUGUAGUCAGUUAUGUCUUGUCUCAGAUAGUUCAAAAGAGUGUAUAUUUUUAAUGUUGUAGUUUGAAGUUAUUUACAUGUAUACUAGAUGGUUUUAUAAGACCAAAAAUCAUUAGUUCAGCAUAUUGUUAUCA
This is a messenger RNA of Lathyrus oleraceus (garden pea), 1019 nucleotides long. RefSeq names its product chromatin structure-remodeling complex protein BSH. The record is from RefSeq and is a predicted model, not a curated record. Gene Ontology annotation, cellular component: nuclear chromosome. Gene Ontology annotation, biological process: chromatin remodeling. Bases 157 to 879 code for a protein of 240 amino acids. NCBI's taxonomy places the organism in Eukaryota, Viridiplantae, Streptophyta, Magnoliopsida, Fabales, Fabaceae. The transcript is spliced from 10 exons.